ACCUGCUGUGGUCAAAAUGCAGCCAGCUAUGAUGAUGUUCUCCAGCAAGUACUGGGCAAGGCGAGGAUACUCCUUGGAUUCGGCUAUGUUUGAUGACGGCCAUCUGGGCAACCAAACACAAAGCCGGAGCAUUUUUACCAAAAUUGAAGAGAAUAAAUCAGAUGGACAAAACUGCAAGAAUGAAGCCACAGAAGGCGGAAAGACUGCUGUAGUGUUUUCACUUAGAAAUGAAGUUGGCUGCCUAGUGAAAGCUCUCCGUCUGUUUCAGGAGAAGCACGUCAACCUAGCCCACAUAGAAUCCAGAAAAUCCAAGAGAAGAAACUCUGAAGUGGAAAUUUAUGCUGACUGUAACUGCAGCAAGAAACAAUUCAAUGAGUUGGUGCAGGUUCUCAAGCUCCAGACAAGCAUCAUCACCCUGAAUCCUCCCGACAACCUCUGGACCGAAGAGGAAGAACUGGAUGGUGUUCCCUGGUUCCCAAGAAAAAUAGCUGAGCUGGAUCAAUGCUCUCACAGAGUGCUCAUGUAUGGUUCAGAGCUGGACGCAGAUCAUCCUGGCUUUAAGGAUAAUGUUUAUCGACAACGGCGAAAAUACUUUGUGGAUGUGGCCAUGAACUACAAAUAUGGACAGCCAAUUCCUCGAAUUGAAUAUACAGAAGAAGAAAUAAAAACGUGGGGCACAGUGUUCCGAGAACUGACAAAGCUGUACCCAACACAUGCCUGCCAGGAGUACCUCAAAAACUUUCCAUUACUCACCAAGUAUUGUGGAUACAGAGAAGACAACGUUCCCCAGCUCGAGGAUGUGUCGGCAUUCCUGAAAGAGAGGUCUGGAUUCACAGUGCGACCCGUAGCUGGCUACCUGUCACCCAGAGACUUCCUAGCGGGACUUGCUUACCGAGUCUUCAACUGCACGCAGUAUAUUCGCCAUGGCACUGACCCCCUCUACACUCCUGAACCGGACACUUGCCAUGAGCUGCUGGGACACGUUCCUCUGCUUGCUGACCCCAAAUUUGCCCAGUUUUCACAAGAAAUAGGCUUGGCAUCGCUGGGAGCUUCAGAUGAAGAAGUGCAGAAGUUAGCCACAUGCUAUUUCUUUACUAUAGAGUUUGGCCUGUGUAAGCAGGAUGGACAACUCCGGGCCUACGGAGCAGGACUGCUGUCAUCAAUUGGUGAGCUGAAGCAUUCAUUAUCCGAUAAAGCCUGCGUGAAACCAUUUGAUCCUAAAACAACGUGCACUCAAGAGUGCCUCAUUACUACUUUCCAAGAUGUGUACUUUGUUUCGGAAAGUUUUGAGGAAGCAAAAGAAAAGAUGAGGGACUUUGCAAAAACAAUCAAACGACCCUUCUCUGUGCACUAUAACCCCUACACCCAGAGUGUGGAUAUGCUGAAGGACACCAGAAGCAUUGAAAAUGUGGUCCAAGAAUUAAGAAGUGAUCUCAAUACAGUGUGCGAUGCUUUGAGCAAGAUGAACAAAUACUUGGGAAUCUGAGCCACCUAGAGGCUGUCGCUUCCUAUAUACAGGCCAACACCGAGGUCCUUGUUCUUCAUCCUGCUUAACAAUACAUGUGGAUCACUCUCGACAUCUUGUGCUGUGCAAAUUUCUGUCUGUGUAAUUUAUAACUAUCUCUGCUUAACAUGCCAGAGGUAGCAAACAUGGCGUUAUCUGGUAUCAGUCUUUCAUUAUUAUUAUUAACUCUUCAAUGUGAUUUUGCUUUAAUCGUGUGGAAAUUAGCACACUGGUGUGCUGUAACAGGGAUGUCAGCACUGUGAGAAUUUCAUUUAACACUCUCUAAAGGUGUCAUCUUUAUUGUUUAAGUUAUUUGCAAUAUAAACAGAGUCAUGUGUGGCACAUCACCGUUGCCUUUGAUGACAGCAGCCCUGAUCUUAACAUAAUCGAUGAAACUGUCAUGCUGCAAAAUUUUGAUGACAAAAACUGAUUUUAUUUUUAAAAAAUGUUAAUAACUGUAAGUUGUAGCUGCUUCAUCUUGUCGUAUCUUGUGAUUCAAAGUCUUCAUCACAGAGUUCUAGCUUAACUGUGAGUAACUGCAAUAACAUUUGUUUUCAACUGUUUACAGUCCUUAAGCUUACACUUAAGUCAGUGAAUUAAGAUUGUAAAUGUAAUGUUUUGUUUGCACUGUAAUGUGAAGAGGCAUCCAAACAAAUAUGAUAAUCUAACUCUAUAUUGCUUGUCUUUGUCAUUGUUUUAUGUGUGUGUCACAUCCCCUGCUAUGAUUUCAUGAAUUUCUCCCAUUUGUGUCUGACACCAUCUGGGAAAACAAAUUAUUGACAAAAGCAGUUCUCAAAAUUCCAGACUUGUUGCAUCACUUUGUCAUUAAAAAUGACGAUUUUCAGCAAUUACUUGGUGCAUC
Erpetoichthys calabaricus (reedfish) is the source of this 2366-nucleotide messenger RNA. RefSeq names its product tryptophan hydroxylase 2 (tryptophan 5-monooxygenase) (gene tph2). Gene Ontology annotation, molecular function: iron ion binding; tryptophan 5-monooxygenase activity. The record is from RefSeq and is a predicted model, not a curated record. Bases 17 to 1486 code for a protein of 489 amino acids. Gene Ontology annotation, cellular component: neuron projection. The transcript has 11 exons. Gene Ontology annotation, biological process: serotonin biosynthetic process; aromatic amino acid metabolic process. NCBI's taxonomy places the organism in Eukaryota, Metazoa, Chordata, Cladistia, Polypteriformes, Polypteridae.